Messenger RNA from Rhizopus microsporus ATCC 52813, 807 nucleotides. RefSeq lists its product as uncharacterized. The record is from RefSeq and is a predicted model, not a curated record. Gene Ontology annotation, biological process: protein folding in endoplasmic reticulum. NCBI's taxonomy places the organism in Eukaryota, Fungi, Mucoromycota, Mucoromycetes, Mucorales, Rhizopodaceae. The transcript is spliced from 4 exons. Bases 1 to 807 code for a protein of 268 amino acids. Gene Ontology annotation, cellular component: EMC complex; membrane.
AUGAUUGUGAUGGUCCUUGUAGGUAUUCUUCGUCAUCACAUCACAAUGCUGAUUACUGGUACACCAAAAACACCGCAACCAAAAGCUAUCCGAGAAUCUAAAGCUCUAUUACGCGCUUUACGUCUAAGAACAUUUGGCAACGUGAUACCACAACAAGCAUUUGAGGAUCGUAAAAAUUAUUUAGCUAACGCCUUUGACAAAGGCGAAUACUUGAAGAAUCCUACACCCAGCAAAGAAACUGGUGCUCCACCUAAUCCUAUGACAGAUCCAGACAUGAUGGAAGGUAUGAUGGAUGGUUUAAAGAAGCAAUUGACAAACAUGGUGCCUCAAAUGAUUAUCAUGGGGUGGAUCAACUUUUUCUUUCAAGGAUUCGUUGUUACUAAACUUCCUUUUCCUUUGACGCCUCGGUUCAAAUCUAUGUUGCAGAGCGGUGUAGAUACGCGUGAUAUGGAUGUCAGUUGGGUUUCUUCUCUUUCAUGGUACUUUUUAAACUUGUUUGGUUUAGGAAGUGUCUUUUCCUUGAUUCUUGGAGAUAACAAUGCUGCUGGCGUAGAUAUGACAGCAAUGAGUGCCAUGCCUGGUAUGAUGCCUGGUAUGGGUCAACCGGGACAACCUCAAGAUUUCAACAAGCUCUUCUUGGCAGAGAAAGAAAACAUCAUGAUUACGCCUCAUCAAUGGGAACUGGAAGAUAUUGAGCAAAGAUUGCUGGAAAAAUACGGCAAGAGACCAUAUAGUCAACAGAGAAGGAAAAGCUAUGCGGAAGCUGUGAAAACAACGCCACCCAAAAAGGGCAAUAAACGUCGCUGA